UAAAAAAGUCUAAAACCCUAACAUCACCCCUUUUUCAAACUGCGUGAGACCGAAGAAGAAGAAGAAGACGAAGAAUAGAUACUCAAGCAUCUACACACCACCGCAACUACUAAGAAUGUCGACUACCCGUAGAUUCCGCGGCGGCGAGAAUCGAUUUUACAACCCACCUCCGAUGAGGAAACGGCAACAGGAGCGGGAGAAGAAGAGACUUGAAGAAGAGGAGGAAGAGAAGAGGAAGGCCAAGGAGAUGCUCGAUCGAACACAGAUUACGCCGUCUUCUUCGUCGGAGAAGGAGAUGAAUCGAACCUUAUCCGUUGCUGGAUCGCCUGAUGAGUGCUCGACCUCCGAUUGCUCCGUUCCGGGUCGGGUCUCCACCACCACCACCACCACCGAAAGUUCGUCAAAUUUGGGUCGGUUUCUGGAGUGCACCACCCCCGUUGUUCAUACCCAAUACUUGCCUAUGACAAGCAUCAAGGGGUGGAGAACCCGCGAGCCAGAGCAUUGUCCCUAUUUCUUGCUGAAUGAUUUGUGGGAUUCAUUCGAGGAGUGGAGCGCCUAUGGUGUCGGUGUUCCUCUUCUCUUAAACGGGAUCGAUUCGGUUGUUCAGUAUUAUGUUCCUUAUCUCUCUGGCAUUCAGCUUUAUGAAGACCCAUCUAGAGCCUGCACAAGUAGGAGGAGAGCUGGCGAGGAAAGUGAUGGUGAUUCGCCUAGAGGCAUGAGUAGCGAUGGCAGCAAUGACUGUAGAGACAUAUCUCAGAACUUAUACAGAGUCUCUUUGGAAGAGAAGCCAUUCGUUGGUUCUUCGAGUGAUGAGAGUGAAGUCGGCAGUAACUCUCCUGGUGACCUCGUCUUUGAGUAUCUUGAGGCUGCUAUGCCAUUUGGCCGGGAACCAUUGACCGACAAGAUCUCAAACCUAUCAUCACAAUUUCCAGCACUCAGAACAUACAGGAGCUGUGAUCUAUCGCCUUCGAGUUGGGUCUCUGUUGCUUGGUACCCGAUAUACCGUAUACCAUUAGGUCAAUCAUUACAAAACCUCGACGCUUGCUUCUUAACAUUCCACUCCUUAUCAACACCCUCUCGAGGUACAAGCAAUGAGGACAGUCAAAGCUCAAGCAAAUCGGCUGCACCAUCGAAGCUUCCAUUGCCCUCUUUUGGUCUGGCUUCUUACAAGUUUAAGAUGUCGGUGUGGAGUCCAGAGAGUGAUGUGGAGGAGAACCAGAGAGUGGGGACUUUGCUACGAGCAGCUGAAGAGUGGCUGAGGCGGUUGAAGGUCAUGUUACCGGACUUUAGACAUUUCGUAACGCAUAAUGGUUCGGCGUGGAGAUGAAAAUUUAUAGUCAUUUCCAAGAUCUGAACUAAUAAAUAAGGAGUGAUAUAUAGCAAAAGUGAAACGUUUUUAAGCUACUUUUGUUUGUUUUUGAAAAGAAAGGAGAAUAUGUAUAGACGGUGAUGAUAGUACACAUUUGUUAUGUUACUAUGGAGGCUUUGUUAUGUAAUUGUUACAGAUUUGGAAGAGUAAAAGAGAGAGCUUCU
Molecule: messenger RNA, 1533 nt
Organism: Eutrema salsugineum
Lineage: Eukaryota; Viridiplantae; Streptophyta; Magnoliopsida; Brassicales; Brassicaceae
Exons: 6
Coding region: 116-1327 (403 amino acids)
Source: RefSeq, a predicted model, not a curated record